UCCAUACAGUCAUGAUGUGAACUUGUCAGAUAGAGCUCAUUGGUACCUCGGGCGAAAAACAUUGGAUAUCUUAAUCAUCCAUGUUAUAAUUCACAUCUUAGUCAUAUGUUCCGAUGACGGAUCAAUUGUAAAGGGUUUUUACCCUGUUAUUUUUACUUUGGUGGCUUGCAUGUAGAUUCUAAGAUUGCACUGAUGAUGAUCGGUCAACCGAUUGAAAACUAGUUCUGUCUUUGAUGUAGCCCUGUAUAGGGAUUUUAAUAAAUAUACCUUUUAUAAAGGAUUUUAUGUAAAUGAGACUAUUCACCUGAAGCUGUUUUGUGGCUUUUCCAAAAAUUCAUUUGUAUUUUCUUUCUGUCUGAUAGAGCCUGGAACUCCAGUACUUUGACUUUUUAUUUUUAUCACUUUCUGGUUAAAAAGUACCCAAAUAUCUAAUUCUUCAUCAAUUCUUUGAUUUUCGCCUUUGGUCAAAUUUGAGAAAUCCUGUUCUUGAUUUUGCCAAAUUACUUGACACUACAUUUAAGAUUAAUUUUUGUGCGUUAUCAGCAUUUGAGUUUAGACCCAAUACCGAAAACCUCAAACUUAUUAUAUAGUUCACAACUAAAUAAUUCUUAAAAUUAAAACUUUUAUUAAUUUUAUAAGGUUCGAACACAAAUUUCAUAAUAUUCAUAAUUCAUAACAAACAUUUUGAACAGUUUGACAAUGACAAGCUGUCAAUCUUAAGCGAUUGCGGCGCCUUUUAGAAAAAUUGGUAGAAAAGAGAACUAAAAUCAAAUUAAAAUUACCUACGCGUAGGAGAAUUGUCCUCGGUGUUGUUCCGAAAUGAGCCGAACUGGGCCCGGAUUACGAACACUCGAUACGAAUCGUAUCCGCCAUGUUUUCCCAUAAGGCGCUACGGUAAAACAUGGCGGAUACGAUGCGUAUCGAGUGUACGUAAUCCGGGCCCUGAACUUUACGCUUUCGGUUGGUACAACUGAAAAUGUGAUCGUGUCUACUCAACCUAAAGCCGGCCUCAAACGACUCAUGUACUUCGCAAGCAGACGCGGAUCCAGGGGGGGGGGACAGAGGGGGCGAUUGCCCCCCGAAAAUCUGAGGACAAAAAAAAAUGUGUAUUUAUUUCUAAAUUGAGGAUAACGAGUGCCACUGGCCACACAGAAAAGAGCUUUAUAUAUUUAGCGAUUGUCCUAUUCAAAGUUUGUUUCCGCGUGCAAAUUUCCCGUGCUCUCUCGUCGAAUAAUAUUCAUUGAAACAGUUCCGUAAAGAUUUUAAUUUGCUUGCUGUAAAGCUUAUAACCGUGCGCACGCUCUAGCGUUAGAAAUUAGAAACGGAACUUCGGCCGCGGGGCCUAGAUUGCGCUCGACAUAGUUCCUUAUUCUGACGCUAGAACGCGCGCAUGUACAACAACAAAUAAGAUGCCAUUUUGAUGUCGGUGCUUCGCUGUUUUACUUCAGUAGUUAUUUGUGCUUUGUUGUUGUUGUGAGCUGAUGUUAUGAAACGAGCUGCCAAAAUUACAACGUUCUUCAAAAAGUUGAAGACAACGUCAGGUAAGGUUACUCUAUUUCAUAUGCCAUAAGCCAUAGUAAUAAAAGCUAGUAGGUUAGUAGGUUUAAUAUUUUACCUGCACGUUGCAGUAGGCCUACAACCUUCUUUAGUGGCUCGUCCAUGAGAGAACAAGAGUACGUGAACACUCUUUAAAAAUAAUUAAUAAAGCUAUGCUAUACCAUGAAAGCAAAACUUAAUCACUAGUAAUUUAAAUAUAACAGGUAAUAAGCUGCAGCGACGAGUGCACGUCAAGUACAGUGUAUAAUUUAGUCACUUAGGCCAUGGCGUGGCGCACUAGCCGAUAGGGCCAGGAGAUUACACUGGCGUCUAACGGACCGACCUUCCGAGGAGGUGCGCGACUAGUGACAGCAGUGGCGUAGUGGGGAAGAGCAGUUGCCUUAGUUGUUGAUACGGCGAUUGUGGUUAUUUUUUACGCUUGCUACGUUUUUGUUUACUGUUUAGGCUAUUAUUUAGGACUAACUAAAAAUUAGUUUAACUUUACUUUUAUUUUUUAUUUAUAUUUAACGUUUUUUGUGUUUAAUUAGUCUACCCUUUUAAAGUAAAAUACAUUUUUUAAUGUAAGAAAUCAGAUAAAAUCAAAUUUAAUUGAUUAAAUGUUAAUUUUGUUUGAUUUUCACUUUAAAACAAUUUCAGGUAGCAGUAAUGGUGAGACUGAGGGUGCAAAACGAGACGAUGAAGAUAAACCCGAAUCACUUACAAUAAUUCGAGAUGAAGUGGGACAACAUGAGCAAAGCUCGCUUGCUGUGUCACAAAACCCAAACUUCGAAGUGGAAGUUUUCGGAGAUCCUCUGGCCUUGGAUUCACACUCAAAAAGCAGUGGACCUACCAACUCCUCAAGCGAAUCCAGACCUACAAUUAACUCUGAAGGUAAAGUGAAAGAGCUCUCUUCAAAUCAUAUCAUCAAAGAUAUAGGGCUAUAUGUAAAUAACAAGCCUGAUGAUUACACAAAAUAUCUUCUUUUGGAAGAACAUUGGAAGCCACCCUCAAACUACGUGUAUCCAUAUUCAGAAAACUCAAAGGGCGUUAAAAGGUAUUUGUCUAAAACCCACCUAAAAAAUCAUCCAUGGCUUGUACUUUCAGAGUCGAAGAAAGGUUUGUUCUGUAAAUACUGUGCACUUUUCGCCCAAGAAAAGGCAGGUCACAAUAAGGGCGUGAAGCUGGGGAGACUUGUAAUUGAACCUUUGACACGGUUUAAAGACUUAACAGGAAAAGAUGGCGACUUGUAA
Diabrotica virgifera virgifera (western corn rootworm) is the source of this 2786-nucleotide messenger RNA. RefSeq lists its product as uncharacterized. NCBI's taxonomy places the organism in Eukaryota, Metazoa, Arthropoda, Insecta, Coleoptera, Chrysomelidae. The record is from RefSeq and is a predicted model, not a curated record. The coding region runs from base 2154 to 2786 and encodes 210 amino acids. The transcript has 2 exons.